This is a messenger RNA of Neogale vison (American mink), 6160 nucleotides long. RefSeq names its product ATPase phospholipid transporting 8B2 (gene ATP8B2). Gene Ontology annotation, biological process: phospholipid translocation; Golgi organization. The transcript has 27 exons. Gene Ontology annotation, molecular function: magnesium ion binding; ATPase-coupled intramembrane lipid carrier activity; ATP binding. The record is from RefSeq and is a predicted model, not a curated record. Gene Ontology annotation, cellular component: plasma membrane. Lineage: Eukaryota; Metazoa; Chordata; Mammalia; Carnivora; Mustelidae. The coding region runs from base 958 to 4656 and encodes 1232 amino acids.
GCAGCUCUCCCGGGUCCGUGCUUUUCCCUCCCACCCUCCCAUUGGGCUGUCCCCAGCUGUCCCUGGUCCUCUCCUUUCCAGACCCAGAGAUCCGGCCCCGGAACGGUCAGGGCCCUGCCUCUCGCUUGCACGGUCCCUGGAGACAACGCAGGGGGCUCAGAGCGAGGGGUCCCCGCUGGGGAAGUUUCUGGGAGGGAAGGAGCCCUCCGAGUAGGCGGAGGGAGCCCCGUACCGAGGAUUUGUUCCUGCGCUGCGCUCUGCAGGGGUCUGGAGGGGUGAGGGGGUCUGUAAUGCAGCAUUUGGCUCCUGCGCUGGUUGAAUGCAUUGUGUUCCCUGCGGCGCCAGGGAGCCCCCCCUUUUCAGCCUGUGGUCCUUGUGACCCCCAGAGGUGGUCUGGAGAUCCCUUUACAGGACAGUCCCACGUUUUGGGACAUGAACUUGGUACCUGCAGCCCCAGAUGAGCGAGUGUUAAGCAUAGGUGCCACUCCGUGGGUGGCAGGUGUGUUAAGGGUGAGAUGCACAGAUGGCACAGGAAGGGUUACAGUCAGAGCAGCCCUUGAAAGUACAUCCCGUCCCUGCCUUCUUCAUCUCCGUCUUGUUCUGCGUGACCCGUAUUCCUGACCGCCCCCCCCACUGGAAGAUGAGCUUUGAAAUAAGGUGAUGUCAUUGUGGGCCAGUCAGAAGGCUCUGCGGGUGACAGGUGACAAGCGGAGGGUGCUGCACGUGGGCUGUGGGGCUGGGAGGCUGCGGCAGAGCACGAGCAGGGUGAUCCCCUGGCUUGCCACCCACCCCACCCCCAGAUCGGCAGGAGGGCAGUGGCUAGGCCUGCAGGGGUUCCUCUUUGUCCGCAGCUGCUGCUCUGGGGAUCCCUGAAGCUAAGGUGUUAAUUAAAGGGAUGGGGGAGGGGAACUGAGUGCCCCAGCAGAAGACCUUGACACUGCUGGUCUUGUCCUGUGAAUGAAUGCCUGCGGAGCCAAAAGGCCAGAAGAAGAAAGGCGGGCUCGAGCCAACGACCGGGAAUACAACGAGAAAUUCCAGUAUGCGAGUAACUGCAUCAAGACCUCCAAGUACAACAUCCUCACCUUCCUGCCUGUCAACCUCUUCGAGCAGUUCCAGGAAGUUGCCAAUACCUACUUCCUGUUCCUUCUCAUUCUGCAGUUGAUCCCGCAGGUGUCCUCCCUGUCCUGGUUCACCACCAUCGUGCCUUUGGUUCUCGUCCUCGCCAUCACGGCUGUUAAAGACGCCACCGAUGACUAUUUCCGCCACAAGAGUGAUAACCAGGUGAAUAACCGGCAGUCCCAAGUGCUGAUCCGUGGGAGCCUCCAGCAAGAGCCAUGGAUGAACGUCUGUGUUGGUGAUAUCAUCAAGCUGGAAAAUAAUCAGUUUGUGGCGGCGGAUCUCCUCCUCCUUUCCAGCAGUGAGCCCCACGGCCUGUGUUACAUAGAGACAGCAGAACUCGACGGGGAGACGAACAUGAAAGUGCGCCAGGCGAUCCCAGUCACCUCGGAGCUGCGAGACAUCAGUAGGCUCGCCAAGUUUGACGGGGAGGUGGUCUGCGAGCCGCCCAACAACAAGCUGGACAGGUUCAGCGGGACGCUGUACUGGAAGGAGAGCAAGUUCCCGCUGAGCAACCAGAACAUGCUGCUGCGGGGCUGCGUGCUGCGCAACACCGAGUGGUGCUUCGGCCUGGUGGUGUUCGCGGGUCCCGACACGAAGCUGAUGCAGAACAGCGGCAGGACCAAGUUCAAGAGAACCAGCAUUGACCGCCUGAUGAAUACGCUGGUGCUCUGGAUUUUCGGGUUCCUGGUCUGCAUGGGGGUGAUCCUGGCCAUCGGCAAUGCCAUCUGGGAGCAUGAGGUUGGAACGCGCUUCCAGGCCUACCUGCCCUGGGAUGAGGCGGUGGACAGUGCCUUCUUCUCCGGCUUCCUCUCCUUCUGGUCCUACAUCAUCAUCCUCAACACCGUUGUGCCCAUAUCGCUGUACGUCAGGUUCUGUGCCCAGGUGUCCGUCCGUCCGUCCUGUCUGCCCCCAGGCGGGGGGGGCCUGCCGCGGAGGCCCGUGCGGGUGGGUCCCGUCCGCGGCUCCCUGCCCGAGCCUGACCUCCUGUCCCCGUGCAGCGUGGAGGUCAUCCGCCUGGGCCACAGCUACUUCAUCAACUGGGACAAGAAGAUGUUCUGCGCGAAGAAGCGGACGCCCGCGGAGGCCCGCACCACCACCCUGAGCGAGGAGCUGGGCCAGGUGGAGUACGUCUUCUCCGACAAGACUGGCACGCUCACGCAGAACGUCAUGGCCUUCAGCAAGUGCUCCGUCAGCGGCCGCAGCUACGGGGACGUGUUGGAUGUCCUGGGACACAAAGCCGAACUGGGAGAGAGGCCAGAGCCUGUGGACUUCUCCUCCAACCCUCUGGCUGACAAGCAGUUCGUCUUCUGGGACUCCAGCCUCCUGCAGGCCGUUAAGACGGGCGACCCCCACGCGCACGAGUUCUUCCGCCUCCUUUCCCUGUGUCACACCGUCAUGUCUGAAGAAAAGACCGAAGGCGAGCUGUACUACAAGGCGCAGUCCCCGGACGAGGGCGCCCUGGUCACCGCAGCCAGGAACUUCGGUUUUGUGUUCCGCGCUCGCACUCCGCAAACCAUCACCGUGCACGAGAUGGGCACAGCCGUCACCUACCAGCUGCUGGCCAUCCUGGACUUCAACAACGUCCGCAAGCGGAUGUCUGUCAUCGUGCGGAAUCCAGAAGGGAGGAUCCGACUCUACUGCAAAGGGGCCGACACUAUCCUGCUGGACAGGUUGCACCCCUCCCCCCAGGAGCUGCUCAGCACCACCACGGACCACCUGAAUGAGUAUGCCGGGGAAGGGCUGCGGACCCUGGUCCUGGCGUACAAGGACCUGGACGAAGAGUACUACGGGGGCUGGGCCCAGAGACGGCUCCAGGCCAGCCUGGCCCAGGACAGCCGGGAGGACAGGCUGGCCAGCGUGUACGAGGAGGUGGAGAGCGACAUGGUGCUGCUGGGUGCGACAGCCAUCGAGGACAAGCUUCAGCAGGGGGUUCCGGAGACCAUCGCCCUCCUGACGUUGGCCAACAUCAAGAUCUGGGUGCUGACCGGGGAUAAGCAAGAAACGGCCGUGAACAUCGGCUAUUCCUGCAAGAUGUUGACGGACGACAUGGCAGAGGUGUUCAUCGUCACCGGCCACACCGUCCUGGAAGUGCGGGAGGAGCUCAGAAAAGCCCGGGAGAAGAUGCUGGACUCGCCCCACGCGGUGGGGAACGGCUUCACCUGCCCGGAGAAGCGCUCGUCUGCCAAGCUCCCUUCUGUCCUGGAGGCCGUUGCCGGGGAGUACGCCCUGGUCAUCAAUGGGCACAGCCUGGCCCACGCGCUGGAGGCGGACAUGGAGCUGGAGUUCCUGGAGACAGCCUGUGCCUGCAGAGCCGUCAUCUGCUGCCGCGUGACCCCUUUGCAGAAGGCACAGGUGGUGGAGUUGGUUAAGAAACACAAGAAAGCUGUGACGCUGGCCAUCGGGGACGGAGCCAACGACGUCAGCAUGAUCAAGACGGCUCACAUCGGCGUGGGCAUCAGUGGCCAGGAGGGCAUCCAGGCUGUGCUGGCCUCCGACUACUCCUUCUCCCAGUUCAAGUUCCUGCAGCGCCUCCUGCUGGUGCACGGCCGCUGGUCCUACCUGCGCAUGUGCAAGUUCCUCUGCUAUUUCUUCUACAAGAACUUCGCCUUCACCAUGGUCCACUUCUGGUUUGGCUUCUUCUGCGGCUUCUCCGCCCAGACCGUCUACGAUCAGUAUUUUAUCACGCUUUACAACAUUGUGUACACCUCCCUCCCGGUCCUAGCCAUGGGGGUCUUCGACCAGGACGUCCCGGAGCAGCGGAGCAUGGAGUACCCCAAGCUGUACGAGCCAGGCCAGCUGAACCUCCUCUUCAACAAGCGGGAGUUCUUCAUCUGCAUCGCGCAGGGCAUCUACACGUCCGUGCUCGUGUUCUUUAUCCCGUACGGGGUGUUGGCCGAGGCCACGCGGGGCGACGGCAGCCAGCUGGCCGACUACCAGUCCUUCGCUGUCACCGUGGCCACGUCCCUGGUCAUCGUGGUCAGCGUGCAGAUCGGGCUGGACACCGGCUACUGGACCGCCAUCAACCACUUCUUCAUCUGGGGCAGCCUGGCCGUCUACUUCGCCAUCCUCUUUGCCAUGCACAGCAACGGGCUCUUCGACAUGUUUCCAAACCAGUUCCGGUUUGUGGGCAACGCCCAGAACACUCUGGCGCAGCCGACGGUGUGGCUGACCAUCACACUCACCACGGCUGUCUGCGUCAUGCCCGUGGUCGCCUUCCGAUUCCUCAAGCUGAGCCUGAAGCCGGAUCUCUCAGACACAGUGCGCUACAGCCAGCUGGUGAGGAAGAAGCAGAAGGCCCAGCACCGCUGCCUGCGCCGCGUGGGCCGCACCAGCUCCCGCCGCUCGGGCUACGCCUUCUCGCACCAGGAAGGCUUCGGGGAGCUCAUCAUGUCGGGCAAGAACAUGCGGCUCAGCUCCCUGGCGCUGGCCGGCUUCGGCGCGCGCUCCGGCUCCGGCUGGCUCGAGGGCCUGCGGCGCAAGAAGAGCGACAGCGCGGGCAGCCCCAGCGCGGGGCCUCCCAAGCCCCUCAGGGGUUAGGGCUGCUCCGGGGGCGCCCCGCACCCUCCCCGCGGCUCUGUCCCGCGCGCGCACCUGCGGUGGCCACGGGCGGCCACCUGCGGCCAGGCGCGGGGUUGGGGGGGGCCGCGGGGCCGCGCGCGGGCCCCAGGGAAGGGUCCGACGUGGAACCAAAAAGUGAAGAAGUUGAGAUUGGGUCUGCCCCAGCCCUGCGCGCAUCCCGCAGGCAGACUACAAUCUCGGUAUUUUUUUACUCCCACUCCCCAGAGGGGGCCGAGAGCCUCUGUUCCUGAAGUACACAAGAAUGUAUCACGCCGGGAAGCCAGAGAUCUGCUGCGGCCCACGGGCCCUGCACGUUGUGUGUGUCUCUCCUUGAUUGUGUUUGUGUCCAGUUCGGGUUUGUGUUUCUUAUUUGGCAGGAAAGGGGGUUUCUGAGUGACUUCUGUGUUGUGGGAACAGGAGGCCGGCCCCCAGGGGUGCCCUGGCUGGCUGGGCGGCGGGGGGGGGGGGAUCCGGAGGAACCAGCGCUCAGGGAGGAAGGCACCCGUCUGCCCGAGGGGUGCACAGAGCACGGAGGAGGAUUUGGGGCCGUCUCCUUCCCUCACCUUGAGAGGGAUGUGCUCCUUCCUCCCCCAACACACGUGUCUGUUCCUGGUCCGUAAGUCCUGCUGGUGUUGGGCUGAGCCCGGGUGCACAGUCCUGUCAUGUCUGACCUAAGGCCGAUGUGAGAUGUAGUCCAGAAAAAGAUUUCUGUCGUUUUAAAUUUUGACCCGAGUUCGUUAGCAGAGUCCUGCCUGUCUUCCUCUUGCAUCAUCGAGCAUUUUCCUGCAUCUACACCUGGGACCAGAGACGGGUCUGAAAGGGGAAGUCGACUUCUGCUUCUCCCUUCUUGUACAUGGGGGGUCCCUCCCCUCCAGGCCCAGCAAGAGGUGUAGAGGAGUAGGAGGGCUGGACCAGCCGGCGGGGGGCAGCGGUGCCGGGCUGGGCCUGGGCGUGUCUGUCCCUCCUUCCCACCAUCCGCACCCCACAUCGGGCUUCUGGGGUGGUUGCUCCCAGUUCAGUCUCGGUAGUGGAGCGGUUGCCGAGGGCUGGUGUGGGGUUGGGAAGGGCCCUCCGGUCUCACUCAGUGUGGCAGCCUCAAGGGAGGUGGGCUGGGCAGGGACCAAGGGGAGGGGAAGCUCAACAGGGAAAUCCCUUUUGGCCACACAGUUUACAAACCCAACAUCAUGUCUGUUUGCGUGUCUCUCAAGGUGAGAGUCUGAUUUUUAUACCAAAGAGGAAAUGAUUUUUUUUUCAUAUUUGAUUUGUCUAUAUUAUAUAAAUAUAUAUAUAUAUACAGUUAUAUAUAUAUUAUUUUUUUGGUUCUCUCUCGUUUUUUUAGGGAGGGAAGCAGUACCAAGUUGCAUUGAGCUGUAAUUAAGGAACAUUCUGUAUAAUUUAUGACACAUUUCUAUACUUGCAAGAAUUAUAUCAUUUUAUGGACAUAAGAGAAAAAAAUGCCUUUUUAUAAAAUUCCAAUUUCCGA